This is a messenger RNA of Exaiptasia diaphana, 2291 nucleotides long. RefSeq lists its product as uncharacterized. Gene Ontology annotation, molecular function: ubiquitin protein ligase binding. NCBI's taxonomy places the organism in Eukaryota, Metazoa, Cnidaria, Anthozoa, Actiniaria, Aiptasiidae. The record is from RefSeq and is a predicted model, not a curated record.
UUCUUCAAACAUGCUGAGAUCCAGGCUUAUUGGAUGAUAUAUGCAUGCUAAUAUGGARGAACUGGCAAGAUGUUGAAAAAUAGCUGGUCAAGUAGACUAUUUGCUGGUCGGAAAUCAGCCAGUCAAAGGCAAGGCCAGCAAAUAAGUCAUGUCAGCAAAAAAGGCAAGCAGGAUUUUCUGUCUAACAUUGUUGAAGAGGGAAGCAUGGAGGACUUGCCAAAGACAUUUGAACAAGAAGAACAGUACAUGAACGAGUGUUUGAAAUCCAUUGGAAACAGUGUUGAAGAUGUUCGAAACAGCGAAGUUGAAGAAUAUGAUUUUGAUGACUUUAACUCAAUCGCUAGUACAACAUCCAUGUUAAACCUUGCCGCUGACAUUGACGACCGCCUGCGCCUUUCCAGUCCACCCAACACAUCUACACCACAAAUGACUAGAAGUCCCCCAAAUGGAUAUAUAUUGCCACCAAGUUCCCAGGAUCAGACAAGUGGUUUUGCCAGGAUUCAGGGAAAUGACCAACUCACUAAUUUUCAAAAGUCAUUGUCAAGAGUGCAAAACUGGGACCGUCUAGGGAAGAGUGGGGAGCAAGAGGAUUGGAGUCAAGUGUUAAUACAAGCAUCUGAGGCAGGGGAUCUUAUUACAGUGCAAAAUGCUGUUUCCCACUUGGGUGCRACYAAGGAGUCUUUYAUCAAUGCKAGGGAUGCUGCUGGCAACACCKCCCUGCACAAAGCCGCACAGAAUGGCAGGCUYCAGUGUUUAAAGUGGCUYGUAAAGCGGGCACCUAUUGAGGCAGURGCUAUUGGAAACCAUGAUGGCAUGACACCCACUGCCAUGGCAACACAGUAUGGUCAGGUUAAGUGUCUAGAGUGGCUUGUAGAUCAAACAGAAGCCAGACYAGAGUUAGAAUUCAAAGAACAUUCAUUCAACUUGUUACACCUUGCUGCCAAGGAAGGUCAAGAAGAGUGCUUGAGGUUUUUYCUUUCCUAUGUCAGACUCGCAAUAGACGUGACAGGGAGAAAUCAAACACAGACGAUACUGUUGACCAUGAUAACAAUUACAAGACAACAGACUUCGAUAAAYUUAUCAGAUCGUCAUCUCCAAAAACAACUGAACAACCAGUAGUCAACAGGCCACCACCGUCAAACCAUGACCGAUCAGUGGUUACCAGGGUACCUCCGAUUGAACAUACAGUCGUUACCAGGGUAUCCCCGUCAGUUAAUGAACGAACGGUGGUCACUAGGCCAUCUCCAAGAACCUCUAACUCUUCUGAUACCUUCACGACGAGAAAACAUACAAGAGUACAUUUUGAAGAUUCUAGAGGCCAAGUUGUUAACAAAGCACCAAGAGACUCGUCCUCGUCAAAUUCCGUGAGUUCAUCUCGCUCCCAAUCCCCAUAUCGAUCCGAUCGUUCAACGGCAAGUUCGACCGAGACAGUACUGGUAGCUACCCCACUAGAACAUCGCCAUACGUCUUAUAGAAACUCAGGGAGACAUGAUCACGUUGAAWUGACUCYUGAAAAACCUUACSCUGUACAUAGAGCMGUUGAGAAAAACAACCGAUACGAYUCAYRUGAAAAUAACCAGCAAAGAACUUUAUAUGAGAGUACAAAUAAAGGCAAGUCCUUCAAGGAAGAKUUUGAUAAUACAAGGUUACGAAARGGGUUGCCGUCUAAACUAUUAACAAAACACGAUUCCAACAAUCAACAAGCAAGYCUAUCUUGGCAUGGACCGGAYGGCUURAAACACUCAACACCAAACCCGUCUAAAUCCACAAGGGAUAGAGUGAAUGAUUUCGAAUUGUUAUUGGRUAACGACUCAGCCAAUCAGCAUAAUAGGCUUUCUUGGCACGGACCUGAUCCAGAAGAUGGACUAUCAUACCAAGAGUAUUUUGCGCAUGACUCUUUUAAUGAGAAUAGCAGCAGGUCACCUGAAAGGCGGGCUCAAAUCUCUUGGGCUGAUCAUAGAAAUUUCGCCUUCAAUGGACAGACUCGACGAGACGACUAUCAUUUACCAAGGGAAUCGCAACAUAACAUAUCAUUUGGUUCCAUGACUACGAAUUUUGGAGAAAAACCUUGGUAUGAAACAGAAGAAGUUGAAUUAUAACAACAGUGGUAGAACAGAAUUCAGAAAAAAAWUUUAAUAUUUGAAGAUUAAUAUAUUUGUCAUGCCGUGAGUUUUCAGCAGCGUGAUAUUUGUAACCUUUUCUUGGUUCAAAUGUUUUGUGAUGUAAAUCUUUUUAUCAAAAUAUAACAUGGAAUUAUUGACGUCGGUUUAAUAAAACGAUUUAUACAUGCA